ACGGAUGCAGAGGCAGAGAUGGACAGCGCAGCUUUCACUACACUGACCUUUGUGGUUCUGCUCCUCAGGGCGACCUGUUCCUCCGGUGAUACAGAGGUUCUAGCCUGUCCUGAGCAUCAGGAGGGGUUUGACGGCUCCUGUUAUGAGUUUGCAGCUCUGCAGCGACCCUUCCUGAGUGCUGAGGAAUGGUGUGAGCGAGGUGGAGGACACCUAGCCUUCAUCCUGAAUGAUGAAACGCAGCAGUUCCUCCUGAAGCACCUGCAGCCGGACAAAGACUGGUGGCUCGGACUGGCUCCUGCAGCUCCAAACCUCACUCUUGAUUCUGUUGCGGCUAAAGAUCCAGGUGCUCUUGCAUGGCUGGAUGGCUCUGAUGUCAGCUAUAGUAACUGGGUGAACACGCCGGACGCACAAGCAGCCUGUGGACAUAUUCUAGGCCAUUCGGGCUUCCAGUGGGAAGCUACAGCAAACUGUAGCCAGGAACUCAACUUCAUCUGCCAGUUUGAUUCUGGAACAUUCAUUGCAUGCGAUGGACAAAAUGCCACGUUGCAAUGUGGCUCUGGUCAAGUUAUUGAGAUUGACGACAGCUUCUAUGGUCGAAAGACAAUUCACUACUGCCGAUCCAAACUUACAGCCGCACCCACGUCCCCUCAGGAGGAGUGCAGUUGGAUCGAUGUGGUCGAUCCUGUCACGGCAAACUGCCAUGGACUGCAGACUUGCCAGGCUCCCGUGGACCCGAGCUCUCUGAGUGAACCGUGUCCUGUGCUGGGAAGUUACCUGUCUGUAGAAUACCACUGCAAACAUGGUCUCCAGAUACUGAUGAACACUCUGGUGACUGUUUUUGACAACGUCACCAUCACCGUCAAGUGGCUCCUCCAUCCAUUUAAGGGAAACCUCACGUGCGCCCUGAAUGCUGGCGACGGCCACAGAAUCGAUCCAUACAGCCCGGAAACGAUGGAGAGCACGGUGAUGCACAAAUUCAGCCGCCCCGGCGUCUUUGUGGUGGGGGUGGAGUGCAGCACCAGCGACUGGCACGUCACCGCGCAGAGAGCUAUAACGGUUCAGGAGCCUGUUCGACGGCUCAGAGUAAACAAAUGCUACGACAGGAGCGGCUCAACAGACGGCACUAAAUGCUACGUGCUUUAUGGAGCACCUGUUCAAAUCCAGGUUAUGCUUGAAGCAGGUACAAAUGUUACCUACGCCGUUCAGCACCAAGACCACUCUGUUGCAAACUCAUCAGUGGACACAGGCGUCACACCCCAUAAUAUUACACUGAGCAAAGGUGCGGUAGAAAAGCUGGGCCACGGCUGCCACAACCUGACGGUGCUGGCAUCCAACGCGGUCACAGCGAGCGCGGCGUCCGCCGACCUGCAGCUGUGCCUGCAGGACCCCGUGGAGGGCCUGCGGGCCUCUCUCGUGUGGGAGGAGGGCACGUGUCCGGACUCCGCCCACCUCGCCGUCGGCGUCUCGUUGGAGCGGGGAACCGGCGUGCGGCUGCUCUUCAACCUCACCGGCGCCGCGGGCUCGUUGUCCGACACCAGAGAGUUGCUCAAUCACAGUUUGCAGAGCUACACCUUCUCCAGCCCGCUGGAAGGGCUGGUAAAGGUGAGCGUACGCGCCGUGAACGCCUUGUCAGCCUCUGAUGUGGACGUGGAUUUGGAGAAAACACUAGAGAUCUGCAGCAAUUACUCCGACUUUUCACCUCAACAUGGAAACACUACAGUUACAAUGAGUGUCAGCAACUCCACCGCCCUAAGAAUCGCUGCUUCUCCUGACCCUGUGGUGGACUACAGUCAAACUGUCAGACUCACAGCAGCUGGAGCCGAGUCGCUCCCCACUGAAGGACUCACAUUUGAAUGGAAAUGUGAAGGAAGCUGCAGAUGCAGGAACCAAACAAAGCGUGACACUCUUGUUAUCGGCGCACACUGCCUCCCACGGCCCUUUGAGUUUAACAAAUACACUUUAUCUGUGAGGGAGAUAAGGUGGUUUAGGAACUCUGUUGACCUGGCUACGGCUUCAAAGUGCAUCACCGUCGCUCCAAAAGAGUUCCUAAACGUCUCCAUCAGUUGUGAUAACUGUGCUUCCAUUGACGUGAGCGAACCUGUGAGGCUGAGGCUGAGCUGUGCGGCAACUUGCCCGGACGUAGUUUGGUUUAUUGAGGAUCCCAAACCUUUGACAGGAGAACUUGCUGCGUGUUACUCCGUAGCAGGAAGGAGGCCACCUGCUGAGCUGCAGGACGGCAGCACUGAGUACGUCGUGCUCAGCCAACACUUAAACAUGUCAAGGGAGACGCUGCACAACAUCACUGUGAUUGCCUACGGAAAGACAGAGACUGGUUUUGCCAAGUACACGCUACCAGUACCAGGCCGUGAGCCCGCUCGGUCGUCUGAUGGUCCCACGGACCCCCAGCCCGUCUCGUGCAGCAUCUCCCCACCUUCAGGAACAGUUCUCGAUGCCUUCGACAUUACUUGCGAGCCGAGCCCUUUCUGCUCAGCGGGCUGUUUUUACUGCUUCAGAACGGGCACAGGCCAAUAUCUACGCUGCAGUAAUUCAAACGAGGUGAAGUCUGUCUUCCUGCCUGUCGGAGAUAAGAACGACAAUUACAAAGUAUCUGUUGUGGUGACUGUGAAAAACGAACACGACAAAGCCAACACAACGGUCACUGCUCAGGUGCAAAGAAGUGAGUCCAAUACAUCCGUGGUGAACCUCCAGUCUGUGGUGGAUAGAACUGUGAGCCAGCUGAAAGAGCACGGCCUGCUUUCUGGGGAGGCUCUGGGACAAAUAUUUACCUCGGUCUCUGACGUGCUGAAUGCAGAGGCCGACCAGGAUCAGAAGGAUGCGAGGGCGAAGCUCAGAGAGCAAAUGCUGACUGAAAUGAGCACGGUGCUGCUGGACGCCCCCACGAACACCACGCAGGAAGUGGAAGUGGCAGCCAGGGCUGUGGCUGGACUCACUCAGCGCUCGGAUGAGCUCAGUUCCGCUGCUCAGGAGGAGGCAGGUUCAUUGUUGGUGGACCUCAGCUUCUCCCUCAACUCCCUCAGCGUCAGUCACGACAGCAAAGACGAUGGCGAGGUUGAGCAAGCUUCAAUACCAAUAGUUGAAGCAGCCAGUAAUAUUUUAAAUGUUUCAUCCAAUAAAAAAGUCUCAGGUUUUCUUCUAACUGGGAUCAACAACGUUCAGAGCGCUUUGCUGAAUAAUAAACAGCUCAAUGGAGAACCUGCCAUCAUUGAUUCUGAUCAGAUCACCGUGUACGUCAACAGAGUGUCUUCAGGAAGCAGGCAGAUGCAGGACAUAAAUGUUCAGAAGAACAGCUCGUCCAGGUUUUUGUUCCCCAAACUCCCCAAAGACAUUGUUUCUCCGGACGAGCCAGUGGAUGUGAGGAUGAUGAGCUUUGAGAAGAAUCCGUAUUCUUGGAGGGAGGAAAACAUCACAGGAGCCGUAGGGUCCGUCUCGCUCACCAGAGUGAACGGCUCUGUGAUUCCCGUUGAGAACCUGCCUGAAGAGAUAGAGAUUUUCUUACCGCGGCUGGACGUCGGACGUGAGAACAGCACCGUCCUGGACCUCGCCAACUUCAGCACGUUGAUGAUUGAUGUUCCAUCACCGGAUGUAACACUGGUGCUGAAAACGGCGCCGUCUGAAGACAUUUCCUUCAUGCUGCUCCUGGGAAGCAGAGAUUAUCCAAGUGAGAAGAAUUACGUAGCUAAAGCCCAGUUUCCUCUGGAGAAUUCCAAAGAAGAGGAAAAAUAUACCUGGGUGCUGAGUCCCACAGACCGAAGAGUAGAUGUCGGCCUCCACUACCUGGUGAUAAAGCCCAUCGUAGAACCAGGCAUCAAAUCUAUCAACACCACUGUCACUGUGACUUCCAUUGCUGCGCAGUGCAAGUACUGGAAUGAGUCAGCGUCGUCGUGGAGUGAGGAGGGCUGCAGGGUCAGUAGGUCCAGCUCUGCAGCGGUUCGUCGCUACGUCGAACCUCUCCCUCAGCUGCUGUUUGUCUGGUUUCCACAGGUGGGUCCGCUCACAACGCCUUUGCUCACCCAGUGUCUCUGCAACCACCUGACGUUCUUCGGCAGCUCUUUCUUUGUCAUGCCAAACGUGGUGGACGUGACUCGCACCGCCGAGCUCUUUGCCACGUUCGCCAACAACCCUGUGGUGGUGUGUUUUGUCGGGGCGAUCUUCGCCGCUUACCUCCUGGUGCUUGUGUGGGCGCGUAGGAAAGACAUCCAGGACUCAGCCAAGGUCAAAGUAACAGUACUCCAGGACAACGACCCAUUGGCAGAGUGUCGUUAUAUAGUGACUCUCCACACUGGGCAUCGCCGUGGGGCAUCCACCUCCUCUCAGGUGACGAUAACGCUGACGGGCACAGAGGGAGAAAGCGAACCCCACCACCUGACGGAUCCCGAGAAGCCCGUGUUUGAGAGAGGAGGCGUGGACGUGUUCCUGCUGACCACGCACUUCUCUCUGGGAGAUCUGCAGAGUAUCAGGCUGUGGCAUGAUAACUCAGGAGAACACCCUGCCUGGUAUGUCAACAAGGUGAUGGUGCAGGAUCUGGAGCGUGGUCAGAAAUGCCACUUCCUGUGUAACUCCUGGCUGGCCGUAGACGUGGGGGACUGCGCUCUCGAUAAGGUUUUCAUGGUAGCUACAGAAACAGAUCUGAAGAGGUUUAGUAACCUGUUCUUCAUGAAGACGGCCAAGGAUUUCCGUGACGGCCACAUCUGGUUCUCAGUCAUCAGCCGACCUCCCUCCAGCACUUUUACUCGAGUGCAGCGGGUGUCCUGCUGUUUGUCUCUCCUCUUGUGCACCAUGCUCACCAGCAUCAUGUUUUGGGGCAUCCCAACAGACCCCUCUGAGCAGACCAUGGACCUGGGUCACAUCGAGUUCACCUGGCAACAGGUCAUGAUCGGCCUCCAAAGUUCAAUCAUUAUGUUUCCCAUCAAUCUCCUCAUUGUGAGCAUCUUCCGAAACACUCGUCCUCGAGAGAAACCCAUCAGAACAGACGCGAAGAAACAGGGGAAGACGGUGCGGGUUGCUCCCUCACAGACGUCUUCUCCGCAGAAAGAGCUGAAGGACGUCACAUCAGACACUGUGAUCAAGGACAUCAGGAGAAUUGCUCAGUCGCUCAUGAAGGCCAUGAAGAGUCCCCUGCCACAGCUGGAGCUUCAGCCUGGGCAGCAGCUGGACAUCAACACUCUGCUGUCCGUGGUGGAGGACAUCAUCAGACAGCAGAACCGAGUGCCUGCAGACUUCUACACCGAUGCCUCCAAAAGAGAUUGUUCUAUGAUCCUCAGUUUAGGAGCCGUCAAUCUUCAAGAAGACAUUGUGUGUGGGAGCCCUGAUAGGGGUACAGAUAAAAAGAGCAACAACAGUCGCUACCUGUACAGGCAGCUGCUCCACGUUGAGAAGGAGCUGGGCCUAUUGGGCCCCGCUCGUUUCCCAAACCCAGACAGCUUCAACCGGGCCAUGCAGCAGGUCCAAGGAAUGCGGGCUCUUCUGGAGUACCACCUCCCGUUGUCCAGCCUGGAGGGAGACCGGUCCAGCUCCAGCCCGAGUCCCGAGCCGAAGGUCAACAGGGAGACAAACAGGAGAGGAGGGCUGCCGUGGUGGUUCGUGUUCGUCGGCUGGACGCUUGUGAUGGCAACCAGCGGCGUGUCGGCGUACUUCACCAUGAUGUAUGGACUGACGUACGGGAAGGAGCGCUCCAUUAGUUGGCUCAUCUCCAUGGUGGUCUCCUUCUUUGAAAGUCUCUUCAUUACACAACCUUUAAAGGUUCUUGGAUUUGCUGCUUUCUUUGCUCUCGUGCUGAAGAAGGUGGACCAGGAGGAGUACGGCGAGCCACAGAUCGAGGGCCAGCUCAGGAACCCAGAUGAGCCUGCAGUGUGGGCAGGAAGAAGAGACAGCACGUGCAGCUUCUACCAGCCGCCGCCUCCCUCUGAUGUUGAGAGGAUGAGGAACAACAUGAUUAAGGAGCAGAAGGUGUUUGCCCUCAUUAGGGAGAUUCUGGCCUAUAUGGGCUUUAUGUGGAUGUUGCUCCUUGUGGCCUAUGGUCAGAGGGACCCCAACGCUUACUUUCUGACCCAACACAUUCAGCAGAGCUUCAGCAAAGGUGCCUCAGACAGCAUGAGUAUUCAGGAUGUGUUCAGCUGGGCAAACACAACGCUGCUCAGCAACCUGUAUGGAAAGCACCCAGGCUUCAUCACGGAUGGAAACUCAAAGCUGGUGGGCAGCGCUCGCCUCCGACAGGUGAGAGUGAGGAACAGCUCCUGCCACGUGGCCGACUCGAUGCAGCGCUCUGUGGGAGACUGCCACGCUCCGUACUCGUGGGACUUUGAGGACAUGGGCUCCUACGGUCCAGGCUGGAACCGCUCCGUGCACGGACGCGCCUCGCUGAACCUGAGCGGCCCCUGGACAUACCAGUCCCAGCGUAGACUGAGGACCUACCCUGUGUGGGGCAGAGUGAAGCUCUACAGAGGAGGAGGCUUUGUGAUGGAUCUGGGACCAGAUUUAGACAAUUCCAAAAGGUCUCUUCAGUACCUUUACGACAACACGUGGUUUGAUGUGUACACUCAAGCCGUCUUUGUGGAGUUCACUGUGUACAACGCCAACGUCAACCUCUUCUGCAUUGUCACACUCAUGCUGGAGACCACGGCCAUAGGAGCUUUCCAGUUUCACAGUGAGCUCCAGAGUGUGCGUCUUUACCAGACGGCUGGUGGCCUUACUAUCUUUGUCAUGGCAUCUGAAGUCAUCUACUUCCUCUUCAUCAUCUACUACAUGUUUGUUCAGGGAAAGCUGAUCAAGCAGCAGAAAUGGGCUUAUUUCAGGAGUAAAUGGAACCUGCUUGAGUUGGCGAUCAUCGUUCUCAGCUGGAGCGCGCUGUCCGUCUUCAUCAAGAGGACUCUGCUGGGGAAACGGGACAUGGGCUUUUACCAGGACAACAAAGACCAAUAUGCCAGUUUCCAUGAAACAGCCACGGCGGACUCGGUGCUGGGGUAUCUGAUUGCUUUCCUGGUGCUUUUGGCUACAGUCAAACUAUGGCACCUGCUGAGACUGAACCCCAAGCUGCACAUGAUCACAGCUACACUGCAGCGAGCCUGGACUGAUAUUUCAGGCUUCCUAGUGGUCAUGACCAUCAUGUUCCUGGCUUACUCCAUUUCUUCUAACCUGAUGUAUGGAUGGAAGCUAUACUCCUACCGAACCCUCCUGGACGCCACACUGACCAUGGUCAGCCUGCAGCUCGGCAUCUUUAACUAUGAAGAGGUGCUGAAUUAUAAUCCAGUGCUCGGUGCUUUCCUCAUCGGCUCAUGCAUUGUGUUCAUGACCUUUGUGGUGCUGAACCUUUUCAUCUCUGUGAUCCUAGUGGCUUUCAGUCAAGAGCAGAUUCAUCACAAGCCUUCAGAAGAGGAGGAGAUUGUGGACCUUAUGCUCAUGAAACUUUGCAGUUUGUUUGGACUGAAGUGUAAGAAAGAAGGAACCCACAGGCUUCCCGAGAGGCCGCUUGUUUCAUCAGUUUCAUAAAGGAUCUUCUGAGUUCUGCUACAUGGCACUACGGUCCCUAAUUAUGCUUUGAGUCUCCAAUUACUUGUUAUAGCUUGCCUGUUUUAUUUGAAGCAUGCGGUUUCUUGUUGGUUUAAAUGCAUUAAAUUAUUUGCAUUUUGUCUCUGCUGCUGCAGGUGCUGAUCAUAACCCUUGUUAUGCACUUCUUCUGAGCCUUGUACUCGGGUGUAGCAUAUUAUGUUAAAGUAAUAAAAUGCUGUUAUUGCAUGAAACCUAACGAGUCAGUUAUCCAGACAGGAUACUAAUAAAAUAUCAUGUUACUGUACAGUAAAUUUGAUAUUGUGAUAUUAGUAGACCUGAGCUUCAGCAAACCUGCGACGGUUAUAAGGAAUAAAGCAGUAAGAGAUCAAGUUUAUAGCUCCAGCCUAAAGAACUAUACAUUUAUAUAUUAUACAAACAUGUUUUUAGAUUCAACAUGAUAUUUACUUAUGUUUAGUCAAAAUACAAGGAGUUGUUUGAGUCAUAAACAAAUGUGAGAGUCACUGCCAGGGUUCCCUAGUUUCAUUUUGACUGUUUAGGUAUAAUCCUACAAUUCACCUGUCAGUCUAAUCUAUGAUUUUUUUUUCUUUUCUUUUUGUUCUGCAUUUCAACAAGCAGCAUGUAUUAGGCUGAAUGCCAUAUUGUGAUGGACUGCUUUGCUUUUACAAGAGUAUACAGGAAAUAUAUAUAUAUAUAUACUCUUCUUGAUUAAUGGUUUAUUUAAUGUUUUAUUUAGCUAAACCUUAAUAUGUGUGAUGUUGCUGUGUUGGUGGACAGGUUAAGUUUCUGCUUUAGGGUGCGUGUGCGGGAGGAGGCGUGGGGGUGGGGGUGCAACCAGCUGCUGAAACCAAGCAAAUCUGUUAAGCAAACAAUCGGUGCAAAAUAAAUAAGCAGCGAUGUACCUUUA
Molecule: messenger RNA, 8431 nt
Organism: Betta splendens (Siamese fighting fish)
Lineage: Eukaryota; Metazoa; Chordata; Actinopteri; Anabantiformes; Osphronemidae
Product: polycystic kidney disease protein 1-like 2
Exons: 40
Coding region: 19-7506 (2495 amino acids)
Biological process (GO): detection of mechanical stimulus
Cellular component (GO): membrane
Molecular function (GO): calcium channel activity; calcium ion binding; carbohydrate binding
Source: RefSeq, a predicted model, not a curated record